Molecule: messenger RNA, 4066 nt
Organism: Toxotes jaculatrix (banded archerfish)
Lineage: Eukaryota; Metazoa; Chordata; Actinopteri; Toxotidae
Gene: dachb
Product: dachshund b
Exons: 12
Coding region: 246-2249 (667 amino acids)
Source: RefSeq, a predicted model, not a curated record
UCCGCGCAGGGAUAACGACACUGAGAACUGGCCGUGGAUAGAAAGAGGAGCGAGUGGAGGAAGAGAGGAAGAAAAUUAGAGCGAGAGGAGAAGAGGAAAAAGUGAAGGAGCAAAGACACACAAGUGUUUUCCCAACUGGAAAGAGAGAGAAGAAGAAAGUGUGUGAGUGUGUGUGAAAGGAAGAGACAGAAGGAGAGAGUGAGUGUGCCCCUUCACCACUCUCCACUUCUUCCACCACCACCUCCAUGUCGCUCCCCGGCUCCCCUCCGCUCCUCACGCCGGGUUCUGGCACCCCAACUCCGGUCGCGCUCUACCGCUCGGCCCCCGACGCGCUCCACACCUCCGUCGCCUCCACCGGCACCUCCAGCCCGCACACCAACUCCAACUCCCACACUCACUCCCACUCCCUGUCCCCGUCUCCGCGGCUCACCAGCAGCAUGCUCAGCGCUUUCCUGCCCGGACCAGGGGGCGCCUUGGCCGGCUUGGGCAACGGCGGCGCCGCCACGCUUGUGUCCGGAGGCGGUGCUGCUCUCGGUCCUCUUGGUGGACUCGGCUCGAUCAGCACGGCCGGCCUGACCCCCGGCUCCCCCGGCUUAGCACAGACUUCGUCCAGCCCGGGUCUUUGCAGCGAGUGCAAGCUGGUGGAGGUGCACGGCGUGAAGGUGGCCAGCUUCAACGUGGACGGCCAGGAGCUCAUCUGCCUCCCGCAGGUGUUCGACCUCUUCCUGAAGCACCUGGUGGGCGGGCUGCACACCGUCUACACCAAGCUGAAGAGGCUGGACAUCACGCCGGUGGUGUGCACCGUGGAGCAGGUGCGCGUCCUGCGGGGGCUCGGCGCCAUCCAGCCCGGCGUGAACCGCUGCAAGCUCAUCUCCAGGAAGGACUUCGAGACGCUGUACCAGGACUGCACCAGCGCCAGCUCUCGCCCGGGCCGUCCUCCGAAGCGCUGUUCUGGUGCAGGGAUCCAGGAAAGCCCCAGGCUGCUGCACCCGGGCCUCCCCGGCCUGCUGUCCCCCAACCUGCUGUCCCACACCGGCCUGACAGCAGCAGCCAUGGCCGAGCUCCAGAAGCUUCAGAAGAUGAAGAUGAUGAUGAGUCUCCAGAACGGCAACGAGUCGGACAACGACGACUUACACUCCACCACAGGAGGGAGCGAGUGCUCCUGGGAUAAGGAGCGCCUGACCAGCCCCCCUGCUGGAGCCCACAGCGGAGGGCCAGGAGGAGGGGGAGGUGGAGGAGCAUCAGCAGGAGCAGCGGGAGGCGCCGGAGGAGGAGGUGGUGCAGCCGCAGGUGGAGGCAGUGGGAGGGGGCCGGCCAUAGGAGCAGUCAAUCAACAACAGCUCCAACAGCAGCAACAGCUACUGGCUAACCGCCUGGACCUGCCCUUCAUGAUGAUGCCCCACCCCCUGCUGCCCAUGGGGCUGCCUCCCGCGUCCGUCGCCAUGGCGAUGUCACAGAUGAACCAUCUCAGCACCAUCGCCAACAUGGCCGCCGCGGCCCAGCAGAUACACACUCACGUACAUCGCGCACCUGUCAUCAAGGAGAGAGUGUGUGACAGUCCGUCUCUCUCUCCGUCUGUCGAUGAGACCAACACUCCUCUGCAGUCGCAGCCCAGCAGCUCGGCCUCCAGCUCGCCCGAAAGACUGGGAUUGGUGUCAGCUGAUGCAGAUGUUGCACUGACCAACCCUGCCGCACCCAUCAAGAAAAUAACAAAAGACAAAGAAGAGUCUUCGCUGGGUCAAGCCCUGCCCCCCGGGUUCCCCGCUCCGUUCCUAUUCGCUGACGGCUUGUCGUCAGUGGAGACCCUGCUCACCAACAUACAGGGCCUGCUGAAGGUGGCGGUGGAGAACGCCCGGGCGCAGGACAAACAGAUCCAGGCGGAGAAGAGAGAGCUGAAGAUGGAGCUCUACAGAGAGAGAGAGAUGAGGGAGAGUCUGGAACGACAGCUCACCUCCGAGCUGCAGAGCCGAGCCUCCAUCCAGAAGCGCCUGAAGAAGGAGAAGAAGGCCAAGAGGAAGCUGCAGGAGGCGCUGGAGUUCGAGUCGAAGAGGAGGGAGAGAGUGGAGGACGCUCUGAAACACUCGUCCUCGUCCUCCCCCUCUCCUGAGCCGCUGCACGCCGCCAACACCAACAACGGCAAGAACGACGCUGCUGUAGCCGAGGAUAAACCUGAACUUAAUGGAAACCAGCAAGACAACGGCGCUGUACAAGAAUCCCGGCCGUUUCUGAAGACCCCCAUGAUGUUUUAGAGCCGGAGACUCCGCCUCUAGGAACCCCACCCCUCCCCACCUUACCCUUCACAGCCCCGCCCACACCUGCACAGAGGAACUCCACCAGCCCGUUUCCACAGCAACCACGGCAGCCUGGAUCACCACGGCAACGACCUCCCCAGGCGGGAUUCUACCUUUGCUACCAUGCGACCUUUUGGACGUUGCUAAGAAACAAUGAGACUACUAAGAGACACGCCCCUUACGUGGACUUAUUUUGGGGUCGUCUGUACCUUUUUCUUCUCUUUCUUCUUUUUAGACAAACUUCACUCCGUUCAUUCCUCUUUUUCUCUCCCGACACAAGGACCUCUCUCAUCCCUCGUUUGUUUUUCAAAAACUGCAAAGUAAAAAAAUCAAGAAGUCACAGCGAGGCAAACGGACAGGACCGAUUCAACGCGCUCUCACAUUUAAACGGAUGUCAUCACAAAUCAACUUGGUAGAACGCUGAACGGAAAGAUUACCACCAGAGAUCAAUUUGAUUGGACAACUGAGACUUAAAUGGUCCAAUAAAAUGAUGUGAGUCAUGGGACCAAACGAGCCUGUCGCCGAUUGGUGCUGAAGAGACAAGAGUGGUUUCAUGAAAAGACUGAACGUUCUUAUUUCCUUUUCUUAAAAAGCGAAAGUUUCAAACCCCCUCUGGAUUUAAACGUAACUUCAGUCAGCCCCACUGGCUGGCUGUCGCCACGCUCUGAUUGGACGGUAACCAGCUAAUCGGAGGCGCUCAGGAUGACGGAGGAAGCGGGGGUUAAAAAAAAAAAAAGAAGUGUAAAAAAUAUUUGGAAGGGAAAAAAAAGAGGAAAACAAUCUGGGAGGCUAUUUCUGUCUCUCAUGUUUCAUUCAUUUUUGUUUUCCAUACAGGGACUGAAAAGAAUGCAUGGGAAAACUUUUCUUAUGUUGUCAUUUGGUUUAUUUUAUCCUCCGUACACUCCUUACUUCCAACUCGUUAUCCUCUUCCCCCCCUUCUUCUCUAUUUUCUGUCUCUUUACCAUAUAAAUCAGCUCCUCUUCCUCUUACGUCUUCUCACUUUUUUGCUUCCUCUCCUUUUCCCAGCUUCUUCUACAUCUUUCUUUUAUCCUUUAUGUCCUCUCUCUCUCUCUCUCUCUCUCUCUCUUUCCGAGGCAUUACUCUGAAAAUGUUGGAUGCAGCUUUUCAAUGUAUGAAGUAUUUUCUAUCACCCUUAACUUGUGAAAUCAGUUUCUCAAAUGCAAAAGUAAAAAAAAACAAAAAACAAACAAAAAAAAACAAAACCCUUUUUUAUUACGAUGGAGUGAUUUUUAGACACAAUAUUAUAUCCUAAAAGUACGUUGAAUUCUCUUCCUCAACAUUGGACCUUCUCACCUUUUGAUCCCCGUUCCCUGUGACCAGGAAGUAGUCGUCAAGUUUCUGGUGUUUGGCAAACGAAAGACAAGGAGCGCUUGAUUUGUCUGAAGUUUUUAAAACAACCCCAGUGAAACAUUUUUCAUAAUUCCAUUUUUUUUAUUUCGUUUUGGCUGGACUCAAGAAGGUAUCUGUGAUCGUCUCCCUUAAAGUGAUGAAAUGUACCACAGGUGAAGAAAACAAGCGCUCCUCAGCUGCACGGCAAACACCAGAAGCUUCUUAUUCCCCCGAUUUUCUGACCUACUAAGAGUGCAGACUAUUGUGUUGCAGUUUUGUUUAUUCCACUGCGUGUUUUGUUUGUUUAUUUGUUGAUUAGUAUUUGAAAUGUGUACGGGAGGAAUGAGGGAGGGUGGGGCCAGGGUGGGGCCAGGGUGGGUGGGGACUUGGGCCUAACAGGAUAUUCAGUGUAGAUAGAAACAACA